This is a messenger RNA of Betta splendens (Siamese fighting fish), 914 nucleotides long. RefSeq names its product EEF1A lysine methyltransferase 2 (gene eef1akmt2). Lineage: Eukaryota; Metazoa; Chordata; Actinopteri; Anabantiformes; Osphronemidae. Gene Ontology annotation, cellular component: cytoplasm. The record is from RefSeq and is a predicted model, not a curated record. Gene Ontology annotation, biological process: peptidyl-lysine dimethylation; peptidyl-lysine monomethylation. The transcript has 6 exons. The coding region runs from base 11 to 763 and encodes 250 amino acids. Gene Ontology annotation, molecular function: protein-lysine N-methyltransferase activity.
GCAAUGUAUUAUGGGAACUGUCGGCAAACAUUUGACAGCGUCUUCCAGCAUGGAGGACGCCGCAGUAGUCACGCAUGGCAGUGGAUAUGUCUCAGACCCAGAGGACGACCAGUAUUCAGACAACGAUUUUGGACCAUCGAAACUGGGAACUAAAGAAUAUUGGGAGGCUGCUUACCAAAAAGAACUUGAGACAUUCAAAGACAUUGGGGAUAUUGGUGAGAUAUGGUUUGGUGAGGGAAGCAUGAGUCGUGUCCUGCGAUGGAUGGACAAUGCUAAUAUCCCUAAAGAUGCCUCAAUUCUGGAUAUCGGAACUGGAAAUGGGGCAUUUUUAGUUGAACUGGCUAGGCAAGGAUACAGGAAUUUGGUGGGCAUAGAUUAUAGUCCAGCAUCUGUAGAAUUGGCCAGAAGUGUCCUUCAGGCGGAGGACUUGGCAGAUGUCAGCGUUAAGGAGAUGGAUUUCUUAAGAUGUCAAGGGGAGCUGAGGGAUUUUGACAUCUGUAUCGACAAGGGAACAUUUGAUGCUAUAAGCCUCAACCCAGAAAACACAGAGGAAGGCAAAAAACUUUAUGUCCAAGCUCUAAAAAGGGCUCUGAAAAACAAAGGAUUUUUUGUAAUCACUUCCUGCAACUGGACAAAAGAGCAGCUGCUAGAAAGAUUUAAUGAAGGAUUUGAGUUUGUGCGGGAGCUGCCAACACCCAGUUUUCAGUUUGGAGGCAAGACAGGCAGCAGUGUGUCAGCACUCGUCUUCAAACAAGUACACUGACUGAUGUCUUCAGGGAUUUUUUUCCCCAUCAAGAAUUGUUUUCAAUAUACUUCUGUACAUUAAGACUUUUUUUUACAUGAUCUCUGAUUAUGCAUUUUUGCAUAAUCAGAACUUCUUUAACUGUAAUAAAGAAGACAUUUUCCCUAGCCAA